AUGGAGUCGGGACGCGGCCCCGGAGGCUUCAGGUCCCGGGGCCCGCGGUCCCUUGGCCAUCCCCCGCGGCCCGCCCACGGGGCGCUAGGCGCGGCCCAGCCGCAGCCCGGGCCGGCCCUCCUGCCCGGCAGCAGCUGGCCCGAGGCCACUGGGAGCCACCAUGGAGGACGCGGCCCCGGAGGCUUCAGGUCCCGGGGCCCGCGGUCCCUUGGCCAUCCCCCGCGGCCCGCCCACGGGGCGCUAGGCGCGGCCCAGCCGCAGCCCGGGCCGGCCCUCCUGCCCGGCAGCAGCUGGCCCGAGGCCACUGGGAGCCACCAUGGAGGACGCGGCCCCGGAGGCUUCAGGUCCCGGGGCCCGCGGUCCCUUGGCCAUCCCCCGCGGCCCGCCCACGGGGCGCUAGGCGCGGCCCAGCCGCAGCCCGGGCCGGCCCUCCUGCCCGGCAGCAGCUGGCCCGAGGCCACUGGGAGCCACCAUGGAGUCGCCCGGCGGCCAGCCCCCCCCGGCAGCGCCCCGCCGCCCGCCCAGGCAGGGGAACGGAGGCCUCGGGGACGCGGCCCCGGAGGCUUCAGGUCCCGGGGCCCGCGGUCCCUUGGCCAUCCCCCGCGGCCCGCCCACGGGGCGCUAGGCGCGGCCCAGCCGCAGCCCGGGCCGGCCCUCCUGCCCGGCAGCAGCUGGCCCGAGGCCACUGGGAGCCACCAUGGAGUCGCCCGGCGGCCAGUCCGCCCCGGCAGCGCCCCGCCGCCCGCCCAGGCAGGGGAACGGAGGCCUCGGGGACGCGGCCCCGGAGGCUUCAGGUCCCGGGGCCCGCGGUCCCUUGGCCAUCCCCCGCGGCCCGCCCACGGGGCGCUAGGCGCGGCCCAGCCGCAGCCCGGGCCGGCCCUCCUGCCCGGCAGCAGCUGGCCCGAGGCCACUGGGAGCCACCAUGGAGGACGCGGCCCCGGAGGCUUCAGGUCCCGGGGCCCGCGGUCCCUUGGCCAUCCCCCGCGGCCCGCCCACGGGGCGCUAGGCGCGGCCCAGCCGCAGCCCGGGCCGGCCCUCCUGCCCGGCAGCAGCUGGCCCGAGGCCACUGGGAGCCACCAUGGAGGACGCGGCCCCGGAGGCUUCAGGUCCCGGGGCCCGCGGUCCCUUGGCCAUCCCCCGCGGCCCGCCCACGGGGCGCUAGGCGCGGCCCAGCCGCAGCCCGGGCCGGCCCUCCUGCCCGGCAGCAGCUGGCCCGAGGCCACUGGGAGCCACCAUGGAGGACGCGGCCCCGGAGGCUUCAGGUCCCGGGGCCCGCGGUCCCUUGGCCAUCCCCCGCGGCCCGCCCACGGGGCGCUAGGCGCGGCCCAGCCGCAGCCCGGGCCGGCCCUCCUGCCCGGCAGCAGCUGGCCCGAGGCCACUGGGAGCCACCAUGGAGGACGCGGCCCCGGAGGCUUCAGGUCCCGGGGCCCGCGGUCCCUUGGCCAUCCCCCGCGGCCCGCCCACGGGGCGCUAGGCGCGGCCCAGCCGCAGCCCGGGCCGGCCCUCCUGCCCGGCAGCAGCUGGCCCGAGGCCACUGGGAGCCACCAUGGAGGACGCGGCCCCGGAGGCUUCAGGUCCCGGGGCCCGCGGUCCCUUGGCCAUCCCCCGCGGCCCGCCCACGGGGCGCUAGGCGCGGCCCAGCCGCAGCCCGGGCCGGCCCUCCUGCCCGGCAGCAGCUGGCCCGAGGCCACUGGGAGCCACCAUGGAGGACGCGGCCCCGGAGGCUUCAGGUCCCGGGGCCCGCGGUCCCUUGGCCAUCCCCCGCGGCCCGCCCACGGGGCGCUAGGCGCGGCCCAGCCGCAGCCCGGGCCGGCCCUCCUGCCCGGCAGCAGCUGGCCCGAGGCCACUGGGAGCCACCAUGGAGUCGUGCCGCCGUGUGACCGCAUGGCCGGCCAGCCCGGCGGGACCGCACCCUCUGGCGCGCUGUGGUUGGAGCGGCUGGAGGAGGUUUGGCCUGCAGUGGUGCUGGGCGUGGGCUGA
Molecule: messenger RNA, 1980 nt
Organism: Mesoplodon densirostris (Blainville's beaked whale)
Lineage: Eukaryota; Metazoa; Chordata; Mammalia; Artiodactyla; Ziphiidae
Product: collagen alpha-1(I) chain-like
Exons: 15
Coding region: 1-1980 (659 amino acids)
Source: RefSeq, a predicted model, not a curated record